GUAAUUACUUCAUUACCCUCUACACGCUGUGUUAACCUCGAGGUCACAGGCCGCCGUCUCAUCUAAAUGAACAGUCACUUCAGCACUGGUAAGGCAGACUACUGUUUCGUGUAGGCAAACAAAAAUCUCUUCGCUGGCAUAGUCACUUACACUAAGCACAUGCACUAAGAAGUGAUGAAAAUAUAGUAUUACUGUCAGCACUGCGAAGAGCUGUAGCCAUAUAUACAGGAAAGUGACACCACACUGGAUUAGCUAUGGGUGACGCUGGAUGGCUACACGCUCCGGUCACGAACCAAAGAACUCCCUACCAAGGGCAAGAUCAACAUCGCAGAGUCAAGAUGGUAGUGAUGCUAAGGCAGUGCUGUUGUGGGUGCUCGCUCAAGACCGGGAGCAGCAUCAUCAGCGUCACUGAUGCGACAAUUGGUCUACUGAGCCUGGUGUUAGCAAUUGCAGGGCCAGAAUUUGCGAAAGAUUUCCAUGGAAUGUUUGAAGUUGUGAUUGCGAGUGGGGUCACGGGAGCCAUACUGCUCACUGUCAGCAUCCUUAUGUUCUUCGGAGCUCGAAGUGGACAUCUACGUUACCUCCUUCCCUGGCUGCUGUAUGGCUGUCUGUACAUCGUCCUGUCAUUCAUCCAGCACUUGGUAUUUGCCGUGACAAAUUUCAGCCAUGGUCAGUUUGAAGUUGGAGUUGGAUUUGUUGUGGUUCUAUUGAUCCAUGAAUGUUUACAAGUAUACUCUCUCCUGGUUGUGUAUAGCUACUACCGAGACCUCAAAGGGGAAACACCAACAAUACCGUGAUUACAGCACAUAUUUACUUCACUAUAUCUGCUGUACCUGCAUAUCAUACUUGUCGAAGGUACCAGCUUCCUAAAUGAUGCCGAUAAGAAAGAGUGAACUACCAGAUCAGGGGAUAAAUACAGAUUUGUCACAUCAUGAACAAACGUUCUAACAGAUGAUAGGUGAUGGCUGCAUGUUGAGUUUAUGUACAAAUUUGAAAUAACUUUUUACACAUUUAUAAAUAAUCGUAUAAACUAAAGUGUGCUUAACAGUUCCACAGAAAAUGGAGAAGUAUAUUUAUGUUUUGCUUAAUUAUUCAGUGAAUUAACGCCUGAAGCAUGAACCUCAUCUAAUAAAUAAAUAAAAAUUCAGUUCCAACCUCCCAGGAAUCACACUGCAUCUCCGUUACUAAGACCAAUUGGUUAAUGUUCUUUAAGGAAAUAAUCUCUGUUCAUCCUGAUACACACUGUCUAUGGACAAAAUGAAGAGAUCCUCAGUGCUGAAGCAGUUGGUGUACAUAAUAACCACUGUGCCUUAA
This is a messenger RNA of Cryptotermes secundus, 1314 nucleotides long. RefSeq lists its product as uncharacterized. Lineage: Eukaryota; Metazoa; Arthropoda; Insecta; Blattodea; Kalotermitidae. Bases 255 to 797 code for a protein of 180 amino acids. The record is from RefSeq and is a predicted model, not a curated record. The transcript has 6 exons.